Messenger RNA from Medioppia subpectinata, 1836 nucleotides. The record is from the annotation of a GenBank genome assembly. Lineage: Eukaryota; Metazoa; Arthropoda; Arachnida; Sarcoptiformes; Oppiidae.
AUGCACAAAUCAAUGGGUAAACAAGGUAUACAAAGUACCUUAAAGAAAGUGGACAAAGAACCUAAGAUCCCAGACAUGGACAAGAUAUGGGACACCUUAUAUUUAGGCGAAAUGCACGGCGCGCUGGACGAAAAGCAGAUACUCUGGUAUAACAUUAAGACAAUCAUAACUGUGAUGGAGGAGCCCAUAGAAGACCGGUACCAUCACAAGGACGUCGCCUAUCACUGGAUCAAAGCCGACGAUUACGAAGAAGAGGAUCUGUUGACACACUUUCAUGAGGCCUACGAUAUCAUUGACGCAGCGGUGACGGCCAAGACGGGCGUUUUGGUGCACUGCAGGGCCGGCAUAUCCCGGUCGGCGACGAUUGUCAUCGCAUACCUGAUGCAAAAGCUCCAGAAGCCGUACAAAGAGGUCCGGGCGUUGGUUAGAUCUCGCCGGGAUUGCAUUGAGCCCAACGACGGGUUUGUCGAUCAGUUACUUCUGUUUGAGUCGAUGGCCUACCGAUUGGACGCCAAUCACCACCCCUUCAGACACCUAAUGUUAAGAUCACUGGCGAUGCCACCCGACAACCGGCUGAAGCUAUACUACGAGCGUAUGUCUGUGGCCGAGACGUUGACCGUAGACUUGAAUUAUGGCCCACAGUAUGUGUGCACCGGUUGUAGCGAAGGGCUGUUCAAUGAGUUACAUGUCCUCAAGAAUGACGGCUCAGACAAGUAUAAAGAUAUGGAGGUUUGCGGCCGAGUAUUCAUUGAACCCCAGCGAUGGAUGGGUUGGACUAAAGUGACCGAAACGGUCAUUAGAUGCCAAACGUGUGGCCAACUGGUGGGACGGGUGGGCCCGACAUAUACCGAUUGCCAAUGCGGACACCAUAUGGAUGCGGACUCGCCUCUUAAGGUGGAGAUGACGGCAAACAUGUUUAGAAAUUGUCCAAAAAUGUCAUUACAAGAUAUAACUCGAGAGGAAUAUCAUAGCAUCCAUGAAAACCAGGACAUGAACCACAUCUGGGGUCGAGUGUAUUUGGGUUCAUACGAGGCCACACAAAAUCUACCCGAACUCCAGAAACACAACAUACGGACAAUACUGACAGUAAUGGACACAGAGAUACCGGCGGCCAAUAGACACCCGACAGUGAAAUACCAUUAUAUACCGGCGCACGACAUCUGGUACCAGGACUUGAUGACCACUUUUGACGAGACCUACGAUAUUAUUGACACUGCGGUCACCUCCGAGACAGGCAUUUUGGUGCACUCGGCGGCCGGCAAAUCCCGAUCGGCCGCUACUGUCAUCUCAUACCUGAUGAAAAAGCUCGGGAAGCCAUACGAAGAGGUCAGGGAUUUGGUCGACCAAAAAAGGCCACACAUUAAUCCAAACGAGGGUUAUAAAUUUGUAUACAAUCAAUAUAAUACCAUGCUGAUCUAUACAAUAUCAAACUCAGCCAUAAAAGUUGAUAUCAUGGACCAGAUAUGGCAUAACUUAUACUUGGGUUCAAUGAACGACGCGCUGGACUCCACACAACAUAUACGGUAUAACAUUAAGACAAUAGUGACUGUUAUGGACAAACCCAUAGCCGACGGGUUUCACUGCAAAGACAUCACAUAUCACUGGAUCAACGCUAAAGACCACGACAAUCAGGAUCUGUUGACAUACUUUCCGAACGCCUACGAUAUGAUGGACGCGGCGGUGACCGCCGGCACCGGUGUUUUGGUUCACUGCAGGCGCGGUAUAUCCCGAUCGGCAACGAUUGUCAUCUCAUACCUCAUGCAAAAGCUCCGGAAGCCAUACGAAGAGAUCCGGGAGUUGGUUGUGGCCAAUCGGCCGGCAAUUUAUUCCUAUUGA